This is a messenger RNA of Symbiodinium sp. CCMP2592, 243 nucleotides long. NCBI's taxonomy places the organism in Eukaryota, Dinophyceae, Suessiales, Symbiodiniaceae. The record is from the annotation of a GenBank genome assembly.
AUGGAAGCCUCUAGGCGGUCCUUGCUGCCGGUGCUGCUCUUGUCCGCAGCGGUGCUCCUCGUUUCGGAGCUGGGCCGUGCCUUCCAGGCCCCGCCCGCGCCGCGCACGGCCGUGGCUCCACCCAGCCGCGUAGCGACACCACCGCUGGAGGCUGCACCCUUCGCCGGCAAGAGCACUCCUGUCUAUGAGGCUCUGGGCAUCGGGUUCGGGGGGCAGCAACACGGUUGUGGGCUGAAUGAGUGA